CAGCUGGUCCAAUCAGCAAGCAGCGCGCGUAAACAGCGCGGCUUGGCUGUGUUGACGAAAGCACUGAGGAGAGCGGAGGUUUGAGUUGUUGCAGUAAGGUGAAGAAAACUAUAAAGGAUAUGUCAGAGAAUCAGCAAGAAGUGGAUCCAGAUACUACUACAGAUGUGGAAGCCUUUAUAGAUACAGAGGAAGAGCUUAUUAAACAAUGUGAGGAAAUGUGGAAAGACAUGGAAGAUUGUCAGAAUAAAUUAUCACUUAUUGGAACCGAGACACUCACUAACUCAAAUGCUCAGCUCUCAUUACUUAUUAUACAAAUGAAAUGUCUGACUGCUGAACUUGGUCAAUGGAACCAAAGAAAACCCGAAAUAAUUCCCCUAACUGAAGACGUUUUGUUAACACUGGGAAAAGAAGAGUUCCAAAAAUUGAGAUGUGAUCUUGAAGUGGUACUGUCUACCAUUCAGUCAAAGAAUGAAAAGUUAAAAGAAGAUUUAGAAAGGGAGCAGCAGUGGUUAGAUGAACAGCAGCAAAUACUGGAAACUCUUAAAGCAUUACACAGUGAUUUGAAAAGUCAGGUUAUAACAUUUACUGAAUCAAGAAUCGUUAAUGAACUGAAAGCUAAGAUCCAUAGUAUAAAAGAAUUUAAGAAGAAGCUCUUGCUUACCUUGGGUGAAUUUUUAGAGGAUCAUUUUCCUCUGCCUGAUGGAAGUACUCAAAAGAAAAGGAAAAACAUUCAAGACUUCAAUUCACACCUGAUAACACUGAAUGAAAUGUUAGAGAGUUCUUGACCUGGACAUGGUAACACUUGCCUUUAAUCCCAGCACUCUGGACACAGAGGUGGGCGGAUCUCUUGAGUUUGAGGCCAGCCUGGGCUACAGAGUGGGUUCCAGAACAGCCAGGGCUGCAACCUGUCUUGAAAAUGAAAAUUUAAAAAGGUUUUUUUUGUUUUUUGUUUUUGAUUCUUUAAGAGAGUUACUCAUUUCGUCACUUAGUAUUCGUACCCUAAAAUCUUGUGCUGUUAUUCUGAAAGAAUUCUAGUUUACAACUCAGUUCUGUACCUAAACCAUAUAAAUGAAUAUAUA
Messenger RNA from Apodemus sylvaticus (European woodmouse), 1079 nucleotides. It is a transcript of the gene Cenpk, whose product is annotated as centromere protein K. The record is from RefSeq and is a predicted model, not a curated record. Gene Ontology annotation, cellular component: nucleus. The transcript is spliced from 10 exons. Gene Ontology annotation, biological process: mitotic sister chromatid segregation; kinetochore assembly. NCBI's taxonomy places the organism in Eukaryota, Metazoa, Chordata, Mammalia, Rodentia, Muridae. Bases 120 to 785 code for a protein of 221 amino acids.